Molecule: messenger RNA, 1185 nt
Organism: Morchella sextelata
Lineage: Eukaryota; Fungi; Ascomycota; Pezizomycetes; Pezizales; Morchellaceae
Exons: 7
Coding region: 1-1185 (394 amino acids)
Biological process (GO): peptidyl-serine phosphorylation
Cellular component (GO): nucleus; cAMP-dependent protein kinase complex
Molecular function (GO): cAMP-dependent protein kinase activity; ATP binding
Source: RefSeq, a predicted model, not a curated record
AUGGAGCCCAACAUGCACCGUGGACCUUCGAACCUUCCUACACCUCCUCCAGAUAGCAUCACAGAGGAAGAAAGAUCGAAGCCAGGCCUCAAGUUUGAUUCGGGAAUGGAUAUUGACUUUCAAAGCGACUCGUUGCACUCCCCGGUAUCAUCCGCUCAGCCGCCUGUCUCACAACUAGAGUCCACUACUUCUACUACUACUACAACGCAGACGGACUUCAAAGAAGAGAUGAAAGAUGAUUCGGAGUGGAGGAAACCUUCUGUCGAUGAUUUCGAUUUCAUGACGACCUUGGGCACCGGGACUUUCGCCAGGGUGUGGCUUGUAAAGCCUCGGAGCGUGCCGAACUCUGGCGAGGCACCUCUCUUUGCCCUAAAACAGUUGAAAAAAUCCGACAGUAAGGGAGCUAAAUUCUCUAAAUUCUCAGGAUAUGCCAGGGAAAGGCUGCAAUUUUUAUAUCUAGAGGCUGAUCUUGAAUACUCGCCAGGCGGUGAAAUCUUCGGAUAUCUACGACGAGCGCGCCGUUUUGAUUUUGCCACGACACAAUUCUAUGCAGCAGAAAUUGCGAUGAUCCUUGUAUUUUUACAUAGCCAUGGUAUCGUUUACCGAGAUCUGAAGCCCGAGAACAUCUUACUUGAUGCAAGAGGCCAUGUAAAAUUGGUAGAUUUUGGCUUUGCCAAGGUUGUCGGUGAUCGUGAGACCUACACACUUUGCGGAACACCGGAAUACCUAAGCCCUGAAGUUAUCCAGAGUAAAGGCCACGGUAAAGCUGUUGACUGGUGGGCCUUGGGAGUACUGAUAUAUGAGAUGAGUUGUGGAUUUCCUCCAUUUUACGAUAACUCUCCCUUCGCGAUAUACGAGAAGAUUGUUGCGGGACGGAUAUCGUUUCCUUCGUUAGUCCCAGAGGAAACCAAGGAUAUUGUAAGAAAACUUUGCACCAAAGAUCUAUCAGCACGGUUAGGAAACAUGCGUGGUGGCGGCCAUCAAGUGAUGGCGCACAGGUUUUUUGAUGGGAUUGAUUGGCAAGAGCUAGAAAGCCAGGUCAACCCGGGUCCCAUAAUACCACACCUUAGAUUCGCAGGCGACACAAGGUAUUUUGACCAUUACGAGCCCCCAGCACCCACAACAGACGACGAAUACCCUAAAGAAAUGAUGGAAAAGUACGAUAUACAAUUCCGGGAUUUCUAG